Messenger RNA from Nannospalax galili (Upper Galilee mountains blind mole rat), 1587 nucleotides. It is a transcript of the gene Pfn4, whose product is annotated as profilin family member 4. NCBI's taxonomy places the organism in Eukaryota, Metazoa, Chordata, Mammalia, Rodentia, Spalacidae. Gene Ontology annotation, molecular function: actin monomer binding. Gene Ontology annotation, cellular component: cell cortex. The transcript has 4 exons. The record is from RefSeq and is a predicted model, not a curated record. Bases 201 to 635 code for a protein of 144 amino acids.
CACCCUUUGAACUCUGAUUUUCCUAUAAUUCUAUUCUUUUGAGUAUCAGUGAAUACUGAAUGAUGGACCACCGUUUUUCAAUCCUCCAGCAUCGUCAAGUACACACUCUGACACUCUGACAUUAAAACUGGUGUCAAGGGUAUUUGUAUUCUCACACCUGGAGACUUCAACUGCAGUUCCCGUUUCAGAGCUGAGGCAGCAUGAGCCACUUGCAGAACUUACUGUUAGAUACCCUCCUGGGAACAAAACAUGUGGACAGUGCAGCCCUCAUCAAACUCCAGGAGAGGAGCCUGUGUGUCACAUCACCAGGAUUUAGUGUAAUGCCAAGUGAUGUUCGAACACUUGUGCAAGGAUUUGCCAAAAACCCUUUGCUAACUCGAAGGGAAGGACUAUAUUUCCAGGAAAAGGAUUACAAAUGUGUUCGGGCAGAUGACUAUUCUCUUUAUGCUAAAAAUGAGAACACUGGUGUGAUUGUUGUGAAGACCCAUCUGUAUCUUCUGGUGACCACUUACACUGCAGGCAUGUAUCCUAGUGUCUGUGUGGAAGCCACAGAGAAGCUGGUAUGCUCCACCCCUAGGAAACAGCAGCAGUUUGGAUCUAGAGGCCUCAGGACACAUGGCAGAGCUGGAGCCUGACUGACUGCAGAGAAAAAACACUGGGAGCCUGGAGGCCCAGCCAUGGCUCUACUGCCAGACAAGGACAAGGAUCCAUAUGCUGCAAUCUCUGAAGGGUGUCUUCAUGUGAAUCCCAGAGAGACUGACCCUGACCCAGUCUCUGGUCUUCCCUGAGGGGCUCCUCAUGUGCAUCCCAGAGAGACUGACCCUGACCCAGGCUCUGGUCUUCCCUGAGGCCUAGCUCACCACCUUCCAGUUACUGCACUGUGUGGAUAUGGAGGUUCCAACCCUCCUAACAGCCCUGCCACCUAAAAUCAAUUGCUGAUCCCAACCCAGGCAUCCAGUGGUCCAAAUCUCCCCUCUGAGUCCUCCACCAACAACCCUGGUUUGUAAUCCCGGAGCUGUUCCAGUCCUGUCUCAUGGAGAUAGCUAUGACAGCAUUUAUGGUCAAUGUGAGUCAGGUCAGCACCAAGGUUCAACUGUUUGUCCCCAUCUGCACAGAGGAUAUCUUUCAGUUCAGGUCUUCCAUGGGCAGUGAAGAGUCACUAUUCUUCCACAAAAGGGAUCACAGAACUGGAGAUGUAGCUCAGUGGUAGAGUGCGUGCCUCACAUGCACAAGGUCCUGGGUUCAUCCUCAAUACUGGAAAAGAAAGGGAAGAGAAGGGUGCUUCCUAAAGUUGCCCAGUUUGAAAUUCAAUUAAGAAGGAGCUUCUGAUUGUCCUACAAUUGUUGAAACAGAUCUCUGAGACACAAGAAAGCAGAGACAGAAUCAAUAAAAUUGGAUCUUUCUGAGAGUUCUUGCUAAGAAGGGCUUUAGACCUCAGAAAAUCCCUUAAAUAUGAACCAUCUUCAAAUAAUGUUAAAUCAGAAAAUACAGAGUUUAAACCAUCUCAGGGUUCUGUUGUAUAUAGUUAGGAAGGGGAGAUCACUAAAGUUCUCAAGUGCUCAACAGGAACUGAAAAGACUGAGAUUU